Messenger RNA from Maudiozyma barnettii, 1272 nucleotides. It is a transcript of the gene ECM33, whose product is annotated as Ecm33p. Gene Ontology annotation, biological process: fungal-type cell wall organization. Bases 1 to 1272 code for a protein of 423 amino acids. Gene Ontology annotation, cellular component: plasma membrane; fungal-type cell wall. NCBI's taxonomy places the organism in Eukaryota, Fungi, Ascomycota, Saccharomycetes, Saccharomycetales, Saccharomycetaceae. The record is from RefSeq and is a predicted model, not a curated record. The transcript has a single exon.
AUGCAAUUCAAGAAGACCGCUCUAGCUACCGUUGCUGCUGUCUCUUCAACAGCUUACGCUGCUAACUCUACUUCCUCUCAAUCAGUAGCCUCUGGUUGUAGUCUAGGUACUAGUGCUACCGCUACCGCUCAAGCCGAUUUAGAUAAAAUCGCCAGUUGUACCGAAUUAGUAGGUAAUUUGACCAUUACUGGUUCUUUAGGAUCUGCUGCUUUAGCCAACGUUAAGAAAAUCGAUGGUUCUUUACGUCUAUAUAACGCUACCGAUUUAGUUAAUUUCUCUGCCGAUUCUUUAACUAUUGUCACUGGUGGUUUGACUCUAGAAGAUCUAACCGUUUUGGCUAGUGCAUCCUUCGGUUCUUUACAACAAGUCGAUUCCAUUAUCUUACAAACUUUGCCAGCUAUUAGUACUUUUUCAACAAAUUUACAAAAGGCUAAUAACAUUCAAAUCUCAGAUACUACUUUGGAAUCUGUUGAUGGGUUUUCAACUUUAAAAGAAGUCUCUGAGUUAAAUAUUAAUAAUAACAGAUAUUUAUCAUCUUUCAAUUCUUCUUUAGAAUCUGUUAGUGACUCUUUACAAAUCUCUUUCAAUGGUGAAUCUACCCAAGUUUCCUUCAAUGAAUUGGUUUGGGCUAAUAACAUCACUUUAAGAGACGUUGAACAAGCUACUUUCCCUAAAUUACAAACUGUUAAUGCUUCCUUAGGUUUCAUUAAUAACACUCUAUCUAAUAUCACUCUAAAUAAAUUGACUAAAGUUGGUCAAACUUUUUCAGUGACUUCCAAUGAAGAUUUAACCGUCUUAGAAUGUAAGAAUUUAACUUCCAUUGGUGGUGGUUUUGUUGUCGCUAACAACACCAACUUACAAAAGAUCGACGGUUUCUCUAACGUUCAAACUGUUGGUGGUGCCGUCAUCGUCACUGGUGAAUUCUCUAGUCUGGAUUUAUCCUCUUUGAAAUCUGUUAGAGGUGAUGCUACUAUUGAAACUAACGCUUCCAAUUUCUCUUGUUCUGCUAUUAAGAAAUUACAAAGUAAUGGUGCCAUUCAAGGUGAUUCCUUCGUUUGUAAGAACGGUGCAGUCUCUUCUUCAUCUUCUUCAGCUGUCACCUCUUCAACUAAGUCUGGCUCAAAGACUUCUUCAAGCUCAAAGACUACUUCUUCAGACUCUAACUCUUCUUCAAGUUCAAGUUCAAAGUCUAAGGGUAUGGCUGCUCAAGAUUUCAUCCCUGUCAACUCAGUUAUGGGUGCUAUCGCUGCUGCUGCCAUCGCUCUAUUAUAA